GACAAAUUUUCUGACCCAAGGGAGAGCAUAAAAAGCUUAACCCACCCUUAAAAUUGAAAUAUUAAAGGAUUUAUUGUGCAUCUUGGCUAAAACUAUAAACAAAGUGAAACCCAUAUCAGCUAUAUUGGUAAACCACGGUGAUGAACAUGUGUAAAAUGUUAUCAAGUUUACAACUUUGAACAUAGAAACUGAGAUAACCAUGUGCAUAAAAGGCAAGCCAUAGUGCUUCCGGUUCCUCCGCGGAGGCACGUGAAGGUCGGUGAGUUGGCGCAGCGUUUGUCUCCGGCCGCGGGGCGGCGCUUGGAUGGAUCCCUCCUCAUCGUCGUCCUCCGCGGCGGGUAUGGGCUCAGUCGACCCGCAGCUGCGGCAUUUCAUCGAGGUGGAGACCCAGAAGCAUCGCUUCCAGCAGCUGGUGCACCAGAUGACGGAACUCUGCUGGGAGAAGUGCGUGGACAAGCCUGGACCAAAGUUGGACAGUCGGGCUGAGGCCUGUCUCGUGAAUUGCGUUGAGCGCUUCAUUGAUACAAGCCGGUUCAUCGUGAAACGACUGGAGCAGACGCAGAAAUCCAGGGCAGGCUUCUCAGAAAGCCUUUCUGACUGACCUCAGCAUUACCUGUUGGAAAAGGAAGGUAGUUGAAGAAAUGAAGAGCAGUUGAUGGGAUGGUUGAAGAAAAGGCUGUAGGGGAUUGGCUCCCACCUUCGUCACUCUUGGGACGGCCAGUCCUCUGAGAAUGAACAAAGACCAGUGUUUGGUGUGGGUGGAGAUUUAAGGGUUAGAUGUGUUUGGGGUUGUGUUUUUUUAAUGCUAAUCUUGUGAAAACAACUGAUAGAUGAAUGGAAAACUACUAGAUGAAUAUUACUCUAUGUGGGACGAUGCUUUUCUCGUAGUCCCGUUAACUGCUUCUUAUAAUUUUAAUAGUGGAAUUGCUGUAUAAUUUGACAGUGGAACCACAUAGGUAAUAAUCUGUUAAUUUGUUUUUUGUGUGGGUUCAUUUCAGAUUUCUGGGGAUACCAGUGUACGUCUUUGUGUCUCAGGGCAGCAGUCUGGGAAGAGUAAUUUGGUACUUACCUGUAGGCCUCCUUAUCUAGCGUUUGACUACAGGUGAUGGCAAAAAUGUAUGGUAUCUUCAUACAGUACAUUCCAACUUUCUGGAUUAUCUCCCUCCCUUAUACUGUGAUUCACUUAAAUAUUUCUAUAAAGUAUGGUCUCAAGCUAGGACAGGUUGCUUGAGAGUCUAGAGGCCUUUAGUUAAAGGAGGCUAGCCAGUGAACAUAAUUUUCAUACUAAACUGCCACAAGGAAGAAAGUUAACUUACCGUGAAUAUCAGGGUCCAAAAAAUUUUAUAAAGAUGUGCCUAAAAUGAGAAAAUUAAGAUUUGGGCCAGUCAGAAACUAUUAGCAGUAUCAGGUAGAGGUGCAUGCCUGUUGUAAAUAAGGAUAGUUUCCAUUUACUGCAUCUUUUCAUCAUUGAAAUAAAAGCUUC
This is a messenger RNA of Dama dama (fallow deer), 1483 nucleotides long. RefSeq names its product mitochondrial import inner membrane translocase subunit Tim8 A-like. Bases 305 to 601 code for a protein of 98 amino acids. Lineage: Eukaryota; Metazoa; Chordata; Mammalia; Artiodactyla; Cervidae. The transcript has a single exon. The record is from RefSeq and is a predicted model, not a curated record.